Molecule: messenger RNA, 411 nt
Organism: Halteromyces radiatus
Lineage: Eukaryota; Fungi; Mucoromycota; Mucoromycetes; Mucorales; Cunninghamellaceae
Exons: 3
Coding region: 1-411 (136 amino acids)
Source: RefSeq, a predicted model, not a curated record
AUGACGACCAUUAGCCGCGAGCAAGCACUUUGCAUAUGCUUUUUAUACGAAUACAAUAAAGAAAAUGUGGAAAAGGCAGAAAAGGAACUGAAAGACAUGGUGGUGAAACAACGAAUAUACGCUACUCCUUUCAUGUUCAAGCAAUAUGUAUCUGCCAAUACCAAGGAAGGAGAUGCUAGUCCCCUUGACAAUAAGAUCAUUUUAGAGGCUCUGAAUCAACAAAUAGAAACGAAUCAGCAAGUGAUACAAUUUAUAAACCAAGUUUAUGUACCUGAAGAAGUCAUGGAUCACAAUGUUUACUCCCUCUCAUUUGUGUCUGUACACGACAUAUUCGCCAACAUACUUCGACAUUCGUAUGGCUUCGAAAACAAGACGCUCAACGGCUUCUCGUCAUUCUGUGGGGAAAAAUAA